Messenger RNA from Rotaria socialis, 2304 nucleotides. Lineage: Eukaryota; Metazoa; Rotifera; Eurotatoria; Philodinida; Philodinidae. The record is from the annotation of a GenBank genome assembly.
AUGUUUGAUCCGAUCGAAUCAGAACUGCGACAAGUACAACAAGUACCUCAACUACCUCAACUACGACCACAACGACGACAACAACAACAACGACGACAACAACAACAACGACGACCACAACGACGACCACCACAACAACAACUACCACCACAACGACAACAACAACAACAACAACAACAACUACUACGACGACUUCUACAACUUCCACGACAACAACAACCACCACCCCAAAUAACUUUGAAAGCAUUAACUAAUACUACGGAACAUUCACGUCGAUAUAUGCAAACCAUGCGUAAUAGCACACAAGAUUCAGCAAUGAUGAUAUGUUACAGAGAAAGCCUGUCGAAUUUAGAAAAAUUCCAUGGGGGUGAAGAACAAAAAAUUUUAAAAUUCAUCAGCAACAUUGAACGAAUUGGGAAAAUGAUCAGUGCACCGGAUGAAAUUUUACUCUGUAUGUGUACCGCAAAAUUAGAUGGUGAAGCAAAACGUUGGUAUGAAGAUAAUAUGUCAUUAACCCAUUGGGAAACUUUAAAAUCGUCAUUAUUAGAAAGAUACACAACAUCGGAUUCAUCAUCAAAAAUAUUUGAACAAUUAAAAGAACGUCAACAAAAGUUAGAUGAAACGAUUACAUCAUAUUAUGAUGCUGUCAUUAAAUUAUGUCGUGAAUAUGAUUCAGCUAUGUCACAGAAGAUGAUGAUAUCAUGGUUACAAAAUGGAAUUAAAGAUUCAUUAAAAACUCAUAUUAAACGACAGAUGCAGUUAUUACCAGAAUCAGCACGAACAGCUCAAGCAUUUCUAAAAAUUGCAAAAGAUGAACAGGAAUUACAAGAAGAAAAUUCAACUGAACAAGAAUCAACACAACCUUAUUUGCCAUUCAUUGCAAACAAAGUAUCAACAACAUCAAAGAAAAUUCAAAGUAACUCCGAUGAAACAACAACAUCUCAAUAUUCUCCACCACGACAGACAACAUAUGAACACACCAAACAAUAUUCACCAUCACCGAUAAAUCAUAACUCAUCACGAUCGAAAUCAGAUGGUCGUGAUUUUUGCUCACAGCAACGAUCCAUUCCUCGCCGGCUAGAACCACAUCAUACUGUAACGUAUUAUACACGACGAGAGCAACAACCAAAUAGACAACCAUCUCAUCCAUCGACACAACCAGAUUCACAACAUCGUCCAUGUUCUAUAUGCCAACGUAUUAAUCAUCGAACCAAUGCUUAUUUUCUACUAGCUGAAACCCGCGAUGGUGGUCAUUCCAGUAACAAACAAAAUCCAUCCAGAAUAAAUUAUACAUCAUCAACAUUACCAACACCUAUUUAUAUAAACUUUCAAGUAAAUAAUAAACAACAUGAAGCAAUCAUCGAUACUGGAUCUGCAGUCACCAUUAUUAAUCAUAAAUUAUUAAAAAAGAUUUAUCACAAGAACUUUAUUUACAAAAGUAAAUUACACAAAUCAGCUAAUUGUUCAUCAAGUAAUAUUAUUGGUGAAAUUGAACUUGAAAUUAAAAUACAAGGACACAAAACAUAUAUAUUAGCAGAUGUUGCAACUAAUCUUAUUACUGACUUAUUACUUGGAAACGAUUGGAUCUAUGCAAACAAUAUUAUUAUCGAUUCACCACAACAACACAUUUUUCUUAUGAACGAGAACAGAAAAGUUAUACUAUCAACACCAUUUAUUAAACCAAAGCAACUUCGAUUACCUGUUCUAUUAACAGAAGAAAUUACCCUUCCAUCAAAGUCUGAAAAAUGCAUUAACAAUAAAAUAUUAUCAUCGAUGAACAAAACAUCAGAAGCAUUAUUUGAACCAACCACAAACUUACAUUCGAAAGCGAUUUUCUUAAUAAAUGCAUUAAUUAAAGUAGAAGGAAACAGAAGUCGAAUUAUGAUUAUUAAUGCAAAUGAUCGUCAAAAGACAUUAUCAAAAAAUACAAUAUUAGGACAUAUUUCAUAUCGAUCCGAAACAAACAAUUACCUUAUUCUACCAGAAGUAUCACAAGUUAAUAAUAAACGUUUAAUGUCUACAGAGAUAUUUUUUCGUAAGAGGGACAGCCAUUUACGGGAUCGUUCCUGCGUAUUUGCAACACAUAGGAAAGUCCCAUCUCGGGGCUUAACCUGUCGAAUGAACAACCAUUAUGAAGAACAACUUCAAUGUUAUGUAUAUCAAGAACAAUUUUUAUCACGCAAUGAUCUACAACAGCAUUUACGCCAGAAAUGUUAUCCAUCAGAAAUACGAACACAGAUUGAACAAUUAACUCGACAUAUUGAAGAUACAGAACAACGAGAACAAUUACAACAGAUAUUAUGA